UGUCGUGGAGGCCCCAUGAGUGCGGCGCCCCUGGUGGGCUACAGUAGCAGCGGCUCGGAGGAUGAGGACGAGGCCGAGGCCGGGGCCCAGGCGCGGCCGGGGACUGGAGGCUGCCGGCGUACCCAGAGCCCCCUUCCCAGCCAGAGGUUGCCGGUACCCGACAGUGUGCUGCACAUGUUCCUAGACACUGAGGAGGAGCCUGAGGAUGACCGGGAAAAACACGGGGGCCGGGUGCGCUCCUUCCCCCAUGAGCGGGGCAACUGGGCCACCCACGUCUAUGUGCCAUAUGAGACCGGGGAGGAGUUCCUGGACCUGCUGGACAUGCUGCUGCCCCACGCCCAGACCUAUGUCCCCCGGCUGGUGCAGAUGGAGGCAUUCCACCUCAGCCUGUCCCAGAGCGUGGUGCUGCGGCAUCACUGGAUCCUCCCGUUCGUGCAGGCUCUGAAAGACCGCAUGGCUUCUUUCCCGCGAUUCUUCUUUACUGCCAACCGGGUAAAGAUUUAUACCAAUCAAGAGAAAACCAGGACCUUUGUCGGGCUCGAGGUCACCUCUGGGCACGCCCAGUUUCUGGACCUGGUCUCGGAGGUAGACAGAGUCAUGGAGGAAUUUGACCUCACCACUUUCUACCAGGACCCUUCAUUCCACGUCAGUCUGGCCUGGUGUGUGGGUGACGCGCGUCUCCCCCUAGAAGGGCGGUGCCUACGGGAACUACAGAACAUCGUGGAUGAGUUUGAAGACCCCGAGAUGGUGCUGCGCGCGCACGCCGAGCAGGUCCGCUGCAAGUCUGGGAACAAGUUCUUCUCGAUGCCUUUGAAGUGAGCACGAGAGACCCUCGGCCCAGGCCCCUCUGCAGGCCAGGCAGAGAUGGAGAAGCCUGCCCCAAGCCCUGGGGAGGCUUUCAGCCUCCCAGUGCACUGGGAGGCCUGGUCUGGAGCGCAGCCACUGCCUGUCCUCCCUGGGGGCUGGUUCAGGCUGGUUCGUGCCUGGCCGGUUUGGGUUGCAAGUCCGGCACUCGGGUGUGUGGUCAUUGUCAGGAAUCACCAGUAGAGGGCAGCCUGGGCUUCCUAGUUCUAGAUCUGUGGUCUGUGGUCAUGCCACACACAAAAGAACGUCAGGGUCACCCCAGCGAGCCCACCCAGACUCAGCCAGCAACCCCACUCUAGCCCCUCCAACAAACUGCCCCUCCCCCACACCCUCCUCCCAUCAGCUCUUUGCAUUUGGAGGCCAUUGGCCUCCAUCGGGGUUCUUUAAACCCUCAUGCCCUGGCUCUUCCCGACUCGCGCUGAACAUACGGUGUUUUAAUGGGUCUGUCACCCUCCCUCCCUGAAGCACAUCGCUUUUAUUUAUUUAUUUUUGGUCUCCCCCUCCAGUGCCAACAGAGGCCAUCUCAGGGCCAAGGUGGAGAGUGCUUAUUU
Molecule: messenger RNA, 1415 nt
Organism: Odobenus rosmarus divergens (Pacific walrus)
Lineage: Eukaryota; Metazoa; Chordata; Mammalia; Carnivora; Odobenidae
Gene: USB1
Product: U6 snRNA biogenesis 1
Exons: 7
Coding region: 16-819 (267 amino acids)
Biological process (GO): U6 snRNA 3'-end processing
Cellular component (GO): nucleus
Molecular function (GO): 3'-5'-RNA exonuclease activity
Source: RefSeq, a predicted model, not a curated record